Messenger RNA from Hyaena hyaena (striped hyena), 2168 nucleotides. It is a transcript of the gene TFDP1, whose product is annotated as transcription factor Dp-1. Gene Ontology annotation, cellular component: transcription regulator complex; nucleus. The transcript has 11 exons. The record is from RefSeq and is a predicted model, not a curated record. Gene Ontology annotation, molecular function: DNA-binding transcription factor activity, RNA polymerase II-specific; RNA polymerase II transcription regulatory region sequence-specific DNA binding. Bases 313 to 1257 code for a protein of 314 amino acids. Lineage: Eukaryota; Metazoa; Chordata; Mammalia; Carnivora; Hyaenidae. Gene Ontology annotation, biological process: regulation of transcription by RNA polymerase II; regulation of cell cycle.
CCCGCGCGCCGGCGCCUCGCAGGGCAGGGACCCCGGGGCCGAGCGCGCCGCCGGGACCCCGCCCGUGCCCGCGCGCCGGAGCGAGCCAGGAAAAUCCGUCUUCUCUGGAGGGUGAACCUUUAUAGCCUCGACUUCACGGAUCUGGUAACAUGGCAAAAGAUGCCGGUCUAAUUGAAGCCAACGGGGAACUCAAGGUCUUCAUAGACCAGAACCUUAGUCCUGGAAAAGGCGUGGUGUCCUUGGUGGCCGUCCACCCCUCCACGGUGAGCACGCUGGGGAAGCAGCUCUUGCCAAAAACCUUCGGACAGUCCAAUGUCAACAUCGCACAGCACGUGGAAGCGGCACCGGAAAGGGGAGAAGAACGGGAAGGGCCUGCGACACUUCUCCAUGAAAGUCUGUGAGAAGGUGCAGAGGAAGGGGACCACAUCCUACAACGAGGUGGCCGACGAGCUCGUUGCCGAGUUUAGUGCCGCCGACAACCACAUCCUCCCCAACGAAUCUGCUUAUGACCAGAAGAACAUAAGACGACGAGUCUAUGAUGCCUUAAAUGUGCUGAUGGCCAUGAACAUCAUCUCCAAGGAGAAGAAGGAGAUCAAGUGGAUCGGUCUGCCCACCAACUCGGCUCAGGAAUGUCAGAACUUAGAGGUGGAGAGGCAGAGGAGGCUGGAGCGGAUAAAGCAGAAGCAGUCUCAGCUUCAGGAGCUCAUCCUGCAGCAAAUUGCCUUCAAGAACCUGGUGCAGAGGAACCGCCAGGCAGAGCAGCAGGCCAGCCGGCCGCCCCCGCCCAACUCCGUCAUCCACCUGCCCUUCAUCAUCGUCAACACCAGCAGGAAGACCGUCAUCGACUGCAGCAUUUCCAACGACAAGUUCGAGUACCUGUUCAACUUCGACAACACAUUUGAGAUCCAUGACGACAUUGAGGUGCUGAAGCGCAUGGGGAUGGCCUGCGGCCUCGAGUCCGGCAGCUGCUCCGCCCAGGACCUGAAGACGGCCAGGAGUCUGGUGCCCAAGGCGCUGGAGCCCUACGUGACGGAGAUGGCUCAGGGAUCGAUCGGAGGGGUGUUCGUCACAUCAGUGUCCACCUCCAAUGGCACGAGGCUUUCUGCCAGCGACCUGACCAACGGUGCGGACGGCGUGCCGGCCACCAGCUCCAGUGGGUCCCAGUACAGCGGCUCCCGGGUGGAGACCCCCGUGUCCUGCGUCGGGGAGGACGAGGACGACGACGACGACUUCAACGAGAACGAGGAGGAGGACUGACGCCGCGGGCGCCCACGGCCCACGCCGGGGAAGCCUGCCCUCUGCGCGGGCGGCGGCCCGCGGCGGCCCCUCCCGGGGAGACGCCCCAGCGAGCGGGCGAGGGCUGCGUCCCGCGGGGGCCGAGGGUGCGCCGGGGCGCCAGCCGCGACCGGGGCCUCUCUCCGCUGCCCAGGAUCUCGCUUGCGUUGUCCGUCUGUAGCUCAGAGCCCACUCUGGCCCGUGGUUCUUGCUGAGUGAGCCUCCUCCCGCGGCCCCCGGCGGCCAAGCCCUGCUCCUCCGCGCUGGGCCGCAGAUCGUACUGGGACUUUAUUUUCCCUUAAGUUAUAUUGACUGUGUGACUCCAUCAAGUUCAUACGUUUUAUUUUCCUCGAUGUUGCAGCAAAUUGCCAAGUUCUUUAUUCGUUUUGUUUCGUUUGGUAAAAGUUCACUGCCUUGCUGGUGCAGCUGCGAGAACUGGAGGGCUUGGAGCGGCGGGCGGCCUGCGGCUCCGCGGGCUUUCCUGUACAGCUGUUUACACACCCACACGUCUGUCUUGACGCACACGGAAACAAACGCCGUCUUUGUUUCGUGAGCAUCUUCCUGUAACUACGAUAAAGUUGACAUUAAAUAUAGAGAAUGUUCUAACAGUUUUUUAACUCAGAAUUUGUCAAUCAUUUUUAAUAGUUCUUUUUUUAUAAAAAGAAACGGGAUUUCAGGACAGGCAGUCGUCCCUUUUAAAACUUAUUCACAGAGAACCAUUAACCGCACAGUUGCUGUUAGCUGCCUGUUCUACAACAAUAGUCUUUUUAUUGAAACACAAAUAAACUUUUCUGUAAUAUUUUAUGGAAUAUAAAGAGACUUUAAUUGUUUGACUUGUUUAACUCGGCACUGUUAGUUUUUAUUAAUAAAACGCGCAUGGGCAUUUUAAACCA